UCUGGCUCCCCUCCUGAGAUGUGUUCUCCCAGCCCCGCCCGCAGCCCACCUCCCUUCCAUGGGUAGCGCCAGCCUGGCUGAGUUCCUGACGAGCACUCAAGAAUGGAUAGUCCACCCAAGCUGGCAGGAGAAACGCUGAUUGUCCAUCACAUUCCCCUGGUUCAUUGCCAGGUCCCCGACCGACAGUGCUGCAGUGGGAGCAAGAGGACCAAUCCGUUCUGCCAGCCAGACCCGGGCAUCGCGCGGACCGCCUCUCUGCCGGAGCGGGACCUCUCGCAGACAGACUCCCUGGUGUACAGCAACUUGCUGCAGGCCUCGGACGCGCCGCCAGAGGCUGCAGGGGACAAAGAGAGCAAAGCGCGAGACUCGGUCAUCCCCGGCGUCCCGACACGGCACAAUCCCUUCCUCCUGGGCGACAGCGAGGGGCAUGGUCUCCUCAGCGACAACACGGGCCAGAAGUCCUUCCACCUGCACAGCUCCAUGGUGGCCGGCAAGCCGGCCUUCCAGCUGCACGAGCUGCCGCCCUUCCACCUCCACGACGCCGGCCACGUGGUGAAGCCCUGGAGCAUGGCCAGCAGGUCCGGCGUGGUGGACGGGCAAGAGGACAAACUCACAAGCGCCGACGUCCAGAAGCGGAACGACGUUGACUGCUGCCCGCUGGCCUCGGAGUGCAUGGAGCUGGACGAGUGCAGCUGCCAGCGCGGGAGCUUCUCCUUCGAGGGCGGCGACCAGGACUGGAACAAUAGCUCUGACGAGUCAGGGAGGAACCCGGGCGCCCUGCACAGCCGGACCUGCAGCUGCUCCAGCACGGAGCUCCCGCACUGCCGGUGCUACAGCACGUCAAGCCAGUCUGAGACCGGGGACCAGCAGAUGGGAUACAUCAGCGACUCUUCUUGUAACAGCUCGGACGGGGUCCUGGUGAACUUCAGUGCCCUCUACAACAAAAUGAACGGCCAUUCUCGCUCCAACUUGAACUCUGCCAACUUGUCCUGUGACUCUUCCUUCUGCAGCCACUCGGACACCGGGGCCUUUUACCUGGAUCUGCAUUCGUCACCCACGGAAUCCAAGAUGUCUUGUGAAUCGCACAACCCGGAGAGCUCGGGGAAAGUGUGUGGGUGCCACCACCCGUCUUCGCCCGUCUUAGAUGCCAACUGCAACUCCUACCACCUGCACUGCGAGCCGUGCACUUCGGAGAGCUCCGACCUCACCGCUUGCUUCCAGAGCCAAGCCCGGCUCGUGGUGGCCACCCAGAACUACUAUAAAUUAGUCACCUGUGACUUGUCUUCCCAGUCGUCGCCUAGCCCUGCGGGCUCUUCCAUAACCAGCUGCUCUGAAGAUCACACCAAAGGGAGCCCUGUCCAGCCCUCGGAGUACUACUUGUUUCGAAGGCCCGAUGCUCAGCCGGAGGAGAGCGAUGGGGAAUGCUUCAUGGCGGAGACCAAGGGCGAAGCUGUGAAAAACACGAUUGAGGGGCAAGUGUAUGUCAACAUAUCCCCGCCUAACCUGAACGCCGGCCGGCCGCGCUCCAGGAGCUACGAUCGGAACCUGGACCGGAGCCCCACGAGCCGGCUGGGCUCCCUGGAGCGCAUGAUGAGUUGUCCGGUCAAGCUGAGCGAGAGCCCAGCGCUGGCGAUCCAGAGCUCGCCCCCGAAGCGGGUGACUUCCUUUGCUGAGCUGGCGAAAGGCAGGAGAAAGAACGGCUCCUCCCCGCCGCUCAGAACCAGCGGUGACUCCUCCUUGGAGUUCUCGCCCAUCCCCGAGUUCCAGCGGGACUGCCCAGGGCUUCUCGAGGACGGCGCUCGACGCUGCCAGAGUCUCCCGCCCAUGCCGUUUGGCCAUUGCCUGAACCGGAGCUGCGAGGGCUACCGUGUGGAGCACAGAUUCGGGGAUGGCCCGAGGGCGUGUUCCAGCAAAGACUCAGGUGCCAACGGCCAUGGGGCAGCCGAGCAGGCCUCUCUCUCUCUGCUGAUGGAGGCUGGUGCCAGCUUCUCAGGCAGCCCUGCCAGUGGGCACGGACAACGAGAUGUUAGAGCCAGAGCGGAUGGCGGCGGCGAGGACAGCAAGGCCGUGGUGCGGUACAGCAAGGAGCAGCGCCCCACCACCCUGCCCAUCCAGCCCUUCGUCUUCCAGCACCACUUCAGCAAGCAGCCCAAGGCCCGGGCCCUGCACAGCCACUUCGCUGCCAGCCUCUCGCAGCUCUACAGCGCCUCCAGCAGCCGGCCCGCCAGCCAGCAGCCCUCCUCCAACUCCCAGUCCUCCGCCUCCGCCACCUCGGCGGAGCAGCCCGGGGCCGCGGGGGGCCUGGCGCAUGGCGCGCUCCUGGCCCAGCGCUCGGCGGACGGAGCCGCCUCCCUCGGCGACGGCUACGCCAAGAAGCCGGCCCCGGAGAGCACCCGGCCGUCUCCCCUCGGGAGCUACUCCCCGGUGCGCAGCACUGCCCCUUUCUUCCAGAGCUUGGACUCGUCCUGCUCGCCCACCCCGGAGAGAGCCGGCGAGAGCCACCCUCCCCGCAGCAGGUCCUGCCCGCUCUCUGCCAACCUGCUCCCCACCAGGGCCUCCCCCUCUGCAGGCGCCGCGCUGCCCGCCCAGGCUGAUGCCCUGCACCGCCAGGAGAGCCCCCGGCCAGUCCCCAGGAAGGAGGCGCCGUUGGAGCAGAGGGCGCAGGGCUCCGAGUACCGACUCCAUGACCGCUCCCUCCCACCUCUGGCAUCCGAGGGGGCGAGUGCGAGCCGAGCGGGGGGCCCUGCGGAGCCCCAGUGGAGAGGCAGCAGUGAGGCCGGAAGUUCGGGGUCACUGAGCAGUGUGGGCACACGGCCCCUCAAUGCAAACCACCUCUCCCCUCAAGCACUGAAGUGGCGGGAGUACAGGCGGAGGAACCCCCUGGGCCUGGACCGCGGCUCGGGGCUGGCUGGGUUAGCAGGCAGCCUGGACAGGAGGCAGCAGGAGCCCCAGCUCGCCCGGAGGAACCCCAUCUUUGAGUUCCCUGGUUCCCUCAACACCGGCCACGUUCAUGGCAGGCUGAAUGGCCAGCCUGUGAAACCGCUCCAGCUGGGCUACGCCGACUUCUUCCCGGAGUACUUCUCGCUGGCGGAGAAGCCGCCGGCCGAGUUCUGCCUCUCCCCGGAUGGCAACACGGAGUCCAUCUCCAUCGACCUGCUGCAGAAGAAAGGGCUGGUGAAGGCCAUCAACACGGCCGUGGAUCUGAUUGUGGCUCACUUCGGAACGAGCCGGGAGCCGGGGGUGAAGGCCAAGCUUGGGAACAGCUCGGUGAGCCCCAACGUGGGGCACCUCAUCCUGAAAUACCUGUGCCCGGCCAUCCGAGACAUCCUGAGCGACGGGCUCAAGGCCUACGUCCUGGACGUGAUCAUCGGCCAGCGGAAGAACACGCCCUGGAGCGUGGUGGAGGCGUCCACCCAGCUAGGCCCCUCCACCAAGGCGCUGCACGGCCUCCACAGCAGGAUCAGCCAGUUCGCCGAGCUGACCAGCCACAGCAUGAGGUUCAACGCCUUCAUCUUCGGCCUUCUCAAUGUCCGGGCUCUGGAGUUCUGGUUCAAUCACCUCUAUAACCACGAAGACAUCGUCCUGGUGCACUACCAGCCGGUGGGCUUCCUGUGCCUGUCCCACGGCGUGUGCCAGCCCCUCUUCGAGGAGCUGCUGCUCCUGCUCCAGCCCCUGACCCUGCUGCCCUUCAGCCUGGACCUGCUCUUCGAGCACCACCUGCUGCAGAUGGGCAAGGAGCACCGGCAGCAGAAGCAGCUGCUGCGGGUCAAGCAGGACCUGCUGCUCUCCGUUCACUCCACCCUGCAGCUGAUGCGCACGCGGGGCAGCCCCGAGGAGCCGGACGGCUGGAGCGCGGCCCCGGAGCAGGGCCCGGGGAGCGCCGGGGAAGAGGGGCUGUCUGCCGGCCGGGGCCAGGAGGGAGCGGCGUGGGAACGGGUCAAGGGGGUGGGCGCCUCCUGCGCGGCCGGCGCCAGGGAGGAGGAGCAGAGGAAGGCGAAGGACAGCGCCUGGGAGGGGAAGAAGGACAAGCAGGCCGGCUGGUGGUACCAGCUCAUGCAGAGCUCUCAGGUUUACAUCGAGGGCUCGGCCGAGGGCUCCAAGUUCAUCCGCCCCGAGAAGAAGAAGCCGAAGGCGCCAGGAGCUGCGCCCCGGCCGGCCGAGGGCGGGAAGGACCCCCCUCCCCGCGAGGGCGUGGUGGAGGGGGCGGAGGCCUGCCCGGUCGCCGAGGAGAAGCCCAGAGCUGCGGCAGAGCCUGGGGAGAAGCCGGGCGAGGCCAACGAGCGGAGCUGGCCCUCCUGGAUGGGGAGCCCCCCGGACUCGGUGCUGACAGAGCUGAAGCGCAGCAAGGACAAGGAAAACGGGGCUCCCCAGAGACAGGGGGUGGCCACGCCCCCCGCGGAGGAGAGCAGCCCUGGGGCCCCCGACAGCAGCCAGCCCAUCAAGUGGGGACACCUGUUCGGGGCUAGGAAAGUGCAGAAGGAGGCCAGGCAGCCCAACAGGUUACCCUCCGGCUGGCUGACCCUGGACAGGUCCGUGUUCCAGCUCAUGGCCCAGACGGUGGGGGCAGGAAUGUGGAGAGAGGCGGCCCCAGAGCCCGAGCGGCCCAGUGAGCCCCCUGAACAGCAGCUGCCUGGGGGGCUGCCCCCCCAAAUCCCCUGUGAAGUGAAAGCGCUUUGCCAUCACAUCGCCACCGAGGCGGGGCAGCUCAGCUUCCCCAAAGGGGCCGUCCUGCGCGUGCUGGCCAAGGUGGACGGCGACUGGCUGCGGUGCGGCCUGGGCUCGCAGAGCGGGCUGGUGCCCAUCAUGUACGUCACCCACCUGGCGGACGAGGACUAUUGACGCGGCCGGGACGCCGCGCACAGGACCACAGGCUGCUCUGCGGGGCCGCCCGGCGGGGGGGACAGACGCAGCUUCUCGCUAGUCCGUACCGUGCUCGCCCUGCCCGACAGCCCUGGGGGCGCCUCGCCUGCCCCAUGCACCUGCCACGGCUGCCGCGCCCCGGGGGACCUCACGCCAGGCGCCGCCGUGCAUGCAGCCUCCCAUCACCGCGCUCCAUCUCCAGCACCGGAUGCCACGGCCUCGGACGUAGCAGGACUCCAGGCGGCGUCGCUCUGCAGUGGGGACCGCCGAGCCAAGUACCCUGCUGGGCUGGGGGCUCCUGGACUGGGCAAGGGCUGGCCGCCGGAGACUACAGCCCCCAGCAUGCACUGCUCCGGCUCGGGCCGAGCCAGCUGGCCCACUGCAUGCUGACCGGGCCUCUGCUGCCGGCUGCCCCCUUGUGGCGUCAGGCUGCAUUGCCGUGCUCGGCCUGGGCUGCUUGUGGCCCAAUCAGCACACGGCUGCGGCCCAUGUGACAGGCUCAGGGCCAUACAGGGGGGCUGUAUUGUGUGGCGGCGCCCACAGGACACCCAUGAGCUGCCCACCAUGGUCGCUCGGCUGCGAAGCCUGGCGUGCGUGCAGCCCCGGGCGCACACUGUGUGAAUGCCGCAUGUAUUGUACCAAGCCCAGGAACCCGGCCAGCAGCCUGGCACGGCCACACCACGGGCCUCCUGCUGGCCGGGCACGGGAUGAGUGCGUCUAGGCCAACAGCCGUUCAGUGUUAGAGGGGAUGAGCCCUGUGCAGC
This is a messenger RNA of Terrapene triunguis (Three-toed box turtle), 5624 nucleotides long. RefSeq names its product RUN and SH3 domain containing 2 (gene RUSC2). Gene Ontology annotation, cellular component: cytoplasmic vesicle. The transcript has 11 exons. Lineage: Eukaryota; Metazoa; Chordata; Testudines; Emydidae. Gene Ontology annotation, molecular function: protein binding. The coding region runs from base 103 to 4839 and encodes 1578 amino acids. The record is from RefSeq and is a predicted model, not a curated record.